Actinia tenebrosa (Australian red waratah sea anemone) is the source of this 795-nucleotide messenger RNA. Its product is annotated as suppressor protein SRP40-like. NCBI's taxonomy places the organism in Eukaryota, Metazoa, Cnidaria, Anthozoa, Actiniaria, Actiniidae. The record is from RefSeq and is a predicted model, not a curated record.
AUGGAAAAUCCAGAAAAACUAGUUAGCGAAAUGGAUUCUACUUCAUCUGAGAACAAGGCCCCACAGGAAAAAACCUUUGAAUGGAACAAGCAAGACGACUCUCGCACUGCAGGUCCAAGCUCUACAUCUUCCCCAUGUUUGACAACUAACAGGACUGAAAUGUCGCCUUCCGAGUGGGAGUUUGUAACUUACCGCGAAAUCCCGUACGAGCCGUUUGAAUUCUGGGACGAGCUACGAAACCAAACGCCCACACGAAACAUUGUUGUUACUUCAAGUAGGCUACGCGCCCUUAAUCCAAGAAUUUUAGCUGAUUUUGAUGAAAACGCUGACAAAGUUUUAAUGGAGCAUGAUGAAACGCAAAUUCUGCCAGAGAAUGUUUCUGAUAACGAGGACAACGCAGCGCUAAAUGAAGAUGUUAGUCCAGUAAACUCUAAUCGUAGCAAGAAUUCUUCAAACUACAGCAGCGACAGUGAAAUUCAAAGUCCAGAAGACGGUAGCUCCGAAGACAGUGACUUUUCACUUCACAGUUCACUUCACAGUUCACUUCUCAGUAGCGACAGCGAUAGCUGGAUUGGUCGGUCCAGAAGAGCUCGGAGAAGGAGUACAAGAAGACUGGCCAGGAAGAUUGACAGCUCAUCUGGAUCGUCUGAUUCGCUAGACGAGGUUUUUAGUGGCAGAAAAAGCGAAUUUGAGGAAUCCCUCUUGGACACGAGCUCGAUAUCUGAUAUGUCCGAUGUGUCUGUUGCUGGAGUAUUUGAUUCUGAUGAUGACCUAUUUUCAUGGAGAGAUUCGUAA